Messenger RNA from Triplophysa dalaica, 3171 nucleotides. RefSeq names its product taste receptor type 1 member 1-like. The record is from RefSeq and is a predicted model, not a curated record. Bases 1 to 2496 code for a protein of 831 amino acids. Gene Ontology annotation, molecular function: G protein-coupled receptor activity. Lineage: Eukaryota; Metazoa; Chordata; Actinopteri; Cypriniformes; Nemacheilidae. The transcript is spliced from 6 exons. Gene Ontology annotation, cellular component: membrane. Gene Ontology annotation, biological process: G protein-coupled receptor signaling pathway.
AUGAUUCUAAGUCACAUUUUUAUUUUCCUUCUGGGCUUUACCCAUUGUCUCUUUGUUAAAGUUUUUUGUUCUUUAUCUGAGUUCAGCUUGGAUGGCGAUUACUUGUUGGGUGGCCUUUUUCCAGUACAUGAAGUUGAACAGUCGACAAUCAUGUUCUCCCCAGAGGCCAUUGAAUGUAAAGGGCACACUUUUACAAGAUCUGGCUAUCAGAUGCUUCAAGUAAUGAGGUUUGCUGUUGAGGAGAUCAAUAACUCUACCACCCUGCUGCCCAAUGUUUCUCUGGGCUAUGAGAUUUUUGACCAUUGUUCCGACACUAAGAACUUCCCUUCAGUCUUCAAUUUAGUCUCACAGAAUGGAUCAAUAAAACCUCAAGAAAAACUCAACAGCCAUCAUCCUAAAGUGAUUGCCUUGACAGGACCAUAUGGAAGCACAAGAACUAUCACUAUUUCACCAUUGGUCACAAUGGACCUUGUACCACUGGUGAACUACGGAGCUUCCAGUUCCACACUUAGUAAUAAACUUCAGUAUCCAACUUUCAUAAGAACAAUCCCUAGCAACAAAGACUUGAUACAGAUGAUUAUUCACAUCAUACAGUGGUUUGGAUGGAACUGGGUUGCCUUUCUUGGAGGUCCAGACAAUUACAGUGAAGAUGGUCUAAGACUGUUUUACAAGUAUAUUAGCAAUACUGGCAUUUGCUUGGCCUAUCAAGAGACUCUUCAAAUACGAGGAAACUACAAUCAAACACUUAAAAAUAUCAAUAUGCUCAACAUUAAUGUCAUUGUGGUGUUCGCUGUGCCAAUAUAUGCAGAAAACAUAGUGAGAGCUGCCAUUGCAAACAACAUCCGAGACAAAGUUUGGAUUGCAAGUGAAACAUGGUCCAUGAAUCAACAGCUUCCAAGAGAGCGUGGAGUUGAGAAAAUUGGUACAGUUAUUGGCAUUACAGAGCGAUUAUUGUCAUUGCCUGGAUUUGAUGAGUUUGUUUAUAAAAUCAAAGCAACCAACAAUAAAGAUAAUAAUAGUAAUGUUGAGAGUGAAGUCCAGAAUGAGAUAUGCAAUCAAGAAUGUAAGGAAGGUGCAUUACUGACUGCAGAGGACAUUAUCAAUGAAAAUCCCACUUUCUCCUUUGCCAUCUACUCUGCUAUGUAUUCAAUGGCUAAUGCUUUACAUAAAGUUCUGCAGUGCAACCUGAACGAAUGCUACAAAAACACAACAGUUAAGCCAUACAUGAUUCUGAGAGAAAUUAAAAACUUGGAUUUUUCACUCAAUGGGCGUCAGGUGAAAUAUGAUGUUAAUGGUGAUACAACCAUCAGUUAUGCAGCUGUGCUGUGGCACACUGAAACCAAUUCUCCACGGAUUGAGAUGGUGGGCACUUAUGACACGUAUCCAGAAAUUCUUUUUGCUAUCAACAAUUCUCUCAUGCCCUGGCGUAACAAUAAACCUGUUCCUUUCUCAAACUGCUCUGUUGAGUGUAGGGAUGGAUAUUCGAGGGAACAUGAAGGAUUUCAUGCUUGCUGUUUUCGGUGUAAAAAAUGCCCACAAAACACCUAUGUGGAUUAUUCUCGUGACCCUUAUACGUGUUAUCUAUGUGCAGAGAGCGAAUGGUCUGAUGAGGGCAGCACAGCAUGUAAGAUUCGUUCUGUCGUCUAUCUUCAGUUCACAGAAAUCACCUCCAUUGUUGUCAUCUUUUUCACUUCAUGUCUGAUAACUGUGCUCAUUUUCAUCUUCUGUCUUUUCGCCUUCAACUAUAACACACCAGUGGUGAGGUCUGCUGGUGGCAACAUGUGUUUCCUAAUGUUGGCGAGUUUAACUAUGUCUAGCAUAAGUGUUUUCUUUUUCUUCGGACAACCCACAUCUGUUGACUGCAUUCUGAGAAAUUUCAUGUUUUCGUUUUUCUUCACCAUCUGUCUCUCAUGUUUGACUGUUCGUUCCUUUCAAAUUGUUUGCGUCUUCAAAAUGGCUGCCGAGUUCCCUAAAUUACACAGCCUGUGGGUAAAGCACAAUGGCCAGUGGCUCUUCAUCUUGUUUUCUUCUUUUAUUCAUUUUAUUUCUUGUGUUUUAUGGGCAACUGUCUCACCUGACCAUCCUGUCAGGGACUCAGUUACAUUUAAUGAUCAAACUAUGCUCAUUUGUGAAAGGAGAAACACGGUUACCAUCAGCAUCGUUUUGUUCAUAAGUUGGUUUCUUGGUUUUCUGUGCAUCUCGUUUUCUUACAUGGGAAGAGAUCUGCCAAAAAGUUACAAUGAGGCCAAACCAAUUACCUUCAGUCUGCUUAUGUACUAUCUGAGCUGGAUUUCAUACUUCACCAUAUAUCUCACUUUUCAAAGCAAAUACGUCCUGCUUUUGAAUGCAUUGGCCCAAAUAACCAGUAUAUAUGGAAUUCUCUUAAGCUACUUCAUACCAAAAUCUUACAUCAUGUUAUUUCAGCCCAAGAAGAACACUGCUGCAUACUUUCAAACAUCUAUUCAGAACUACACCCAAACCCUUAGUAGGAGUUAAACCACAACAAUUCUGUUUAGAUGCCGACAAUGUUCUUUUCGUUGCAGGAUAUUUUUGUAAUUUAAAUGUAGAUGCUUGACACACAAAUCAGUUAUUUUAUUCUCUUUUUGUAAACACUUUAUCUAGUAUAUUUAUUAGCGUAUCUCAAGUAAACUUCACUACCAACGUAUCACUACUAUUUAAAAUGGUGGUUUACUAUUUAUCUAAUGUUGCUUUUUGAAUAGCAUCUAUUAUGUGUGUGUUUUGACCUGUUUUGAAGUUAAUUCCUGGUGCAGUCGACUACCAAGGAUUGAGAGGUUAAAGUUACUAUAUUCCUUAAGAGCAGAGGUCUUCAAACCUGCUCCUAGAAACUCACUGUCUUGUGAAAUUUGCAAAGAGGCGCAUGACAAUUACUAAUGCCCUAUUCUACACCAUUCUAUAGUAUACAUAGUGUGAGUAGUGCGUUUACAUUCAACAAGAAGUGCAUUUAAAGUACCCACUUUACACACUCGACCUUAGAUAAAAUAAAUGCAUAGAGAACUGUAUACUAGUAUGAUUUUUAUUAAUACUGCAUUCUACAAUUUUUGCUUUUACCAUAUCACAUAAAUGUUGUACCACUGUAACUGCUUAAUUUACUCUUUGUAAUUGUUUGUUUUUGUGUAUAUCUGAAUGCUUUUAUUGCUAUAAGAAUGUAGA